Messenger RNA from Closterium sp. Yama58-4, 564 nucleotides. Lineage: Eukaryota; Viridiplantae; Streptophyta; Zygnematophyceae; Desmidiales; Closteriaceae. The record is from the annotation of a GenBank genome assembly.
AUGUCUAGUCGUGGCAAUGUCUCAAGACUUGCUCCCUUUAUUUCCACUGCCAAGGCGAAAGCAGCACCCAGUUUUGAGUCAACUAAAAAAGCCAACCCAGAUGGUUCCGAGUCAGAACGUUCCAACACAGAAGCCACUGCCAAGGCGAAAGCAGCACGCAGUUCAUUUCCGGUUAUCUUUCGGCGAGUCGCAGCCGUUCCUGGAGACGAGAUGGUGUCAUCUCAGCCGUCUGAUGAGCCGUUUCGGAUAGGCAAGGACCAGUUCUGGGUGGUUGCAGACAACCCGGUUGUUCCUGCAAAGGAGGCUCUAGACAGCCGCACUCUUGGUCCCGUGCACGUGAGGGACAUGGUGGGGAGAGCUCUGUACGUGGUGCGCUCAGCACUAGACCACGAACCCAUUCACAACAGAGGCUCGUUCUCUACGAGAGGGUCUCUCGCUCUCCCCUCUCGUUCUCUACGAGGGGGUCUCUCUCUACGAGGAAGUCGUGACACGGCUUCGCAUGCGCAUUCCGCAUCUGGCCUCAACACAUUGUAUCGCUCAUCGGGAGGCACUCGCUGCCAGUGA